CCUCCUCCUCCUCCUCCUCCGCUGCAGCCUGACUCCGACACAACCGGCAUGUCUGCAAACCGGGAGGCUCGAUCUGUCCUUAAUUUUUUUUUGACGCAAUAACUAAUACAUUCCGUGUUACUGAAGAAGAAGAAGAAAAACUGGUUGUAGACCCGCAGCGCCCUUCCUCCCCCUUCCUGAUUUGGGCUGAGAAAGACUCGGACGAGGAUCCAAAUCAAGGUCCGUCCGUCCUCAAUAACGUGACCAGCUGAAGGAAGAGAACACAGAACUGCUUCAUCAUGAAUUUUAUAAUGAAAGCUGCACUGGGAGGAGGCCCUCCUGAUGUGGGCAAGAUGCUGGGCGGGGAGGAGAAGGAGGAGGACCCAGAUGCAGCAAAGAAAGAGGAGGAAAGGCAGGAGGCGCUUAGACAGCAGGAGGAGGAGAGAAAGGCCAAAUACGCCAAGAUGGAGGCUGAGAGGGAAAAUAUGAGACAAGGCAUCAGGGAUAAGUACGGCUUGAAAAAGCGCGAGGAGGCCGAGGCUGAGGCGGCAGCCGCAGCAGAGGAGCCUGCGGCCGGCAGCUUGACCCGACCGAAGAAGGCGGUGCCCACCGGCUGCGGGGAUGAAGAGGAGGAGGAGAGCAUCAUGGACACAGUGAUGAAGUAUCUGCCGGGUCCACUGCAGGAUAUGUUAAAGAAGUAAGGCUAGCAGCUAGCCAGUGCGAGUGCUAUCUGAAGUCGUUACCAGGUUGGCUUCAAUCCCAAAACUCAUGAUCAGAUUAGCAUUGUAAAUGAUUCAAAUUUGGUUUAUUCAAAGCCAUGUGGCGAUUAUUAAAAGAUCUGAAAAGUGAAUUGCUGUCAUGCUAAGGUAGAUUGGGCAACUGGCCGGUUGUGUGUUAGCUUAGAAGCUAACAUCUAAAAAGGGGCCAUCGACACGAUUUGAAACAGGCUGCCCUUUUCCUCGACUACUUUAAACUCAAUUGAAGAGCUUGAAGCAACAACACGGUGUUCUCCUUCACCUCGCUGUUCACUUUAAUUGUACAUAAACAAUCUAUAUAACAAGCCUCAAGCAAGGCCAAACAAUCAAAUAUAUCCAUUUAUUAUACUGUGUCUGUCUCAACUAGAAAAUGUGAUGACUUGAUAAGCCAUAUUAAAAAAUAUAUAUAUUUAAAAGAAUUUGUGUGCUCUUAAAGCUACCGUUUGUGUUUGUGUCGAGUUUAUGUCAAGCCGUUUUGCACAGCGUUGUUCCACAUUCUCCGUGAAGUGUUGUCUUUGUUAGACGUCGAGGUGUGCCCACCUUUGUGUAGUGUAGGAAAUGUUCAGUGUGUCUCGCAUGCCAUUUGUCUUGACGAGAGCGUGAUGAUGUACAAGCCUUUUUAUCCUCUUCUUCAUUAUGCAAAAAAAAUAUCAAGGCAAUAACUCCUGAGUUUGUGUUUUCCCUCCUGUCAAUGUAACCGUGAAUGAAAUAAGAAUGAUAAGAAAAUAAAGCAUUUAGGACAUUUAAUUGACAGGUUUGCAGAGGAUUGUUUUGUCGUUUAAAAACAGGACUGUCGUAGUGUUUCUGACACCAGACAAGCUUUCAGCCAUAAAACCGCCAAUUGGGCAGUAAGUACUGUCAUAUAACAGGGAGAGAACAGUGAAUGACUUUUGACAUCAGUUUUGAAAGUAGAUGACAAUUCCGGUUUUGUUUCUUCUCUUAAUUUGUGGAUAAACAUGGCAUUCGUACAUUGAGUGGCACCGAAGUGACCACAUGGUGAUUAAAAUAGUAGUGUUCAAAUGAUGUUUGAUUUAUUGUUGUAUUUGAGAAAGAGCCGCUGAGGCGAUAUAGACCGUCAUGAGCAAUAAAGGAUUAUUAUGUAUGUUUCUGCCUGAGAAUCAAUAAAAAUCUUGUUCACAUCA
This is a messenger RNA of Hippocampus zosterae (dwarf seahorse), 1876 nucleotides long. RefSeq names its product complexin 2a (gene cplx2a). The transcript has 4 exons. Lineage: Eukaryota; Metazoa; Chordata; Actinopteri; Syngnathiformes; Syngnathidae. The record is from RefSeq and is a predicted model, not a curated record. Gene Ontology annotation, cellular component: terminal bouton; SNARE complex. Gene Ontology annotation, molecular function: syntaxin binding. Gene Ontology annotation, biological process: synaptic vesicle exocytosis; neurotransmitter transport; regulation of neurotransmitter secretion. The coding region runs from base 279 to 680 and encodes 133 amino acids.